Messenger RNA from Pocillopora damicornis (cauliflower coral), 1559 nucleotides. RefSeq names its product tripartite motif-containing protein 3-like. Lineage: Eukaryota; Metazoa; Cnidaria; Anthozoa; Scleractinia; Pocilloporidae. Gene Ontology annotation, molecular function: zinc ion binding; protein binding. The record is from RefSeq and is a predicted model, not a curated record.
UUUCGAGCAGAGUUAAGAAAAUUAGAGAAAACAUCAGAGGAUGUGGAAAGGAUCAUCGCGAUCGCUAAACAAGAAGUGUCGGAGGCAACUAAACACGUGAUCACAAAGACGCGACAGCAAGAAAAGAAACUUUUAGAGUCCUUAGAAAUGACACGUAGGAAGAGACUAGAGCGAGUUAACUCAGCUAAACAAGAACGUGAAUCUCUGGUAAAACAAAUAGAGCAAGCAGUUGAAUUUGCGGAGAACCUGGUGCAGAAAUCAGCUGCAAAUAUCAUACAGAACAAAAACAAAUUAAGGCAGAAACUUGAAGAGCUUCGUGGAGUUGAAGUUCCAAAACAUCGCCAGGCUAUAUUUGUCAAAUUUACUGCCGCAUCGCAACACAACUUUAAACUGGGAUCUAUUCAGGUCUUCGAGAAGCCGGCAAUCGUAGCCAAAUCAACCAUCGAAGGACUGAAUCAAACUUUUCAGGCUAAUGUACAGGCAAAGUUAACGUUGUGCCCACGGACAUCUGGAGGAGAGAUGAGUGACUACCCUGAAGAUCAAGUCGAAUUCCUCGUAACACCCGCCAAAGAUGUGACAAACGUGACUGUUGAUGAGGAAUAUGACGGAAAUGUUAGGCUGAACUUUACUCCCAAAGUACCUGGGGCCUACAACAUUGAAGUGAAGAUUAAUGGCGAUAAACUACCGCCCUGUCCCAUGACUGUGCAGGUAAAAGAACGUGAACUUGUCGUGGUCGGUGAGUUGAAGUUAAAGCUCUUUCCGGGGGACAAGCUUAGAGGGUUAUUUGAAAUUGCUGUGAAUACAGAAGGCCAGAUAGUUGUGACAGAUAACCUUGGCAACUGUGUUUAUGUCUUUGACAAAAAUGGCAACUGUUUGAGAAAAAUUGGAGGCAGGGGUAGUAACAAAGGAUUAUUUCAGCACCCCGUUGGCAUUUCGUUUUUAAAUGACAACGAGGUCCUUAUUUCAGACUUCACAAAUUGCAAAAUACUACAACUAAAUAUUCAGACAGGAACUGUGGUGAAAAGUUUUGGAAAAUUCGGUAAAGAAAAAGGAGAGCUAACUAAUCCAGUAUACGUUACUGUGGAUGAUGAAGAGCGCAUUGUUGUAACCGAGAGUAGCAAUCAUAGGAUACAGGUGAUGUCAAAGGAAGGAAGAUCUAUUUUUACAUUUGGAGACAAAGGCCCAGAGAAACUUGCACGGCCAACCUGCUGCAUUUUUCACAAAAAUAUGUUUCUCGUAUCUGAUACAAGCAACCACUGCAUAAAAGCUUUUGAUCUGUCAGGAACAUUCUUAUACAAGUUUGGCGAACAAGGGGAUCAACAUGGACAAUUUCGAAGGCCGCGUGGUUUGCUUGUAGACAGCUCCAAUAAUCUUCUAGUAUGUGACACUGAAAAUAAACGAGUUCAGCAGUUUUCUUUAGACGGUCGCUUCACCGGCAAAUGUAUCACUCCUUUACCUAAGCCUAUGGCAAUAACAAAAGCACCAGACGGGCGUAUUCUUGUUACUAGCCAUGAUCAGAAAAAAGUGUACAUUUUGAAAUAGACUUUUUCAAAAGUGAA